Molecule: messenger RNA, 1251 nt
Organism: Trichoderma breve
Lineage: Eukaryota; Fungi; Ascomycota; Sordariomycetes; Hypocreales; Hypocreaceae
Product: thermolysin metallopeptidase, alpha-helical domain-containing protein
Exons: 4
Coding region: 1-1251 (416 amino acids)
Biological process (GO): proteolysis
Molecular function (GO): metalloendopeptidase activity
Source: RefSeq, a predicted model, not a curated record
AUGUCCUGUCCCUGCUUCAUCGUUCCACCCCACCUCCUCCGCGCAAUCUCAGAGUCAUCUCAAAACCCCGAGGAAGUCCGCAAGGCAGCUGCACAGUCCCUCGUAGCUCACACAGAGGUAAGAACCGCCAGGCAAGAGCACAUAGCAAACCUCACACAGCUUCGUGGGGCAAAGGAAGGAGGAGGCGCUGUCCAAACUUCGCCAUUCAUCCCCGAGCAUCUCCUGAAACAGCUGGCAACUUCGGAUUCAGUUGACGAGGAGACUCGCUCCCGUGCUAAGAAGGAUCUGGGCCAUCUCCAGGAGAUCUUGAGUAAAAUCCCUGCCGUCCAGGAAGCCCUAGCUGCUCGCGAGAGAGCUCGCAGGGAAUCUGCAGCAGCCAUCUCCCGUGCCGUGUACGACGCAGGACAUUCACAGAGCACUUGGAGGCUUCCCGGCAAGGCAGAACGUGCCGAAGGAGAACCUGCAGUUGAAGAUGAGGAUGUCAACGAGGCCUAUGACAACGUGGGUCAUGUUCUCAAAUUCUACAAGGAGUUUUUCAACUGGAAUUCAAUCGACAAUAAGAAUAUGAAAGUCGUCAGUACCGUCCAUUUUGGUGAUCACUUCGAAAAUGCUUUCUGGUUUCCAUACAAGCAGCAGAUGGUAUUUGGCGACGGUAACACGUUUUUACGCAACUUUACUGGCUGUAUUGAUGUUAUUGGGCACGAAUUGACUCAUGCCGUCACGGACUACACAAGCCCUCUCAACUAUAACGGCCAAUCCGGUGCCCUUAAUGAGCACGUCUCAGAUGUCUUUGGAAUCAUGGUGAAGCAAAGAGUUGAGAACGAGACGGCAGAGACGGCAGAUUGGCUCAUUGGCGAAUAUUGUCUCUUGCCUGGUGUGAAAGGAGUCGCUCUGCGAAGCAUGAAGAAUCCGGGAACGGCAUAUGAUGACCCACGAUUCAACAAAGAUCUCCAGGUGGAUAACUUUUCCAAAUUCGAGGUCAUAACGAACGACAAUGGCGGCGUCCACAUCUACUCUGGCAUACCCAACAAGGCAUUCUUCCUGGUUGCGACGGCAUUCAAGGGCUUUUCGUGGGAGAAGGCGGGCAAAAUCUGGUGGCAGACCAUGAUUUGUGGCAAGGUACCGGUUAACUGCACGUUCCGACAGUUUGCCGAUGUAACUGUUGAGUGUGCAGAGGAGUUGUUUGGCGAAGAAGCUGCGAGGACGGUGCGCGAUGCUUGGACACAAGUCGGCGUUACUCGAGGCAUCUAA